AUGGCUAAGCCUAUGGAUGUCGUAAAUAGAUCACGAACUACAUUUAAAGGUAAAAUUACCCGCCUAGAAAACUUUCUACAAAUUGAUGACCUGCAUGACAUCACGGAGUUAAAUGUCAAACUUAGAAGUGUAGAAGUCUUAAAAAAUCGAAGUGAGUCAUUGCGACAAGAAUACUACAACUUGGACAUUCAACCUGGUGAUAUUGACACCAUCGAUACUGAUUUGAAUCAGUGUGAUGAACGGCUGGAUAAUUUAGAGGUAGGAAUUUUGAAAUUAAUGAAUUCUAAUAAACUAUUGAACUCUGAUUCUAAUAACAAGACAGAGAAUAAACAUAAACUAAAUGAUAACUUAGAAACUGUAUUAAAAAUUCCUCCAGUAAAUCUUCCUAUAUUUACCGGAAAAUAUGAACAUUUUUCUAGUUUUAAAAAUCAAUUUGAUGAUUUAAUUGCUUCUAACAGUCAACUUAGCGAAACACAGAAACUAUAUUAUUUAAAUUCUUGUCUUGCUAAUGAAGUGGAAGAAUUUGCUUCAACCUUUGAUACAUUUACUUCUUUAUAUGAAGCAUUAAUUUCAAGAUAUGACAAUAAAAGAUUAGUCGUAGAUAUNAGAAAAUAG
Molecule: messenger RNA, 615 nt
Organism: Parasteatoda tepidariorum (common house spider)
Lineage: Eukaryota; Metazoa; Arthropoda; Arachnida; Araneae; Theridiidae
Source: RefSeq, a predicted model, not a curated record